This is a messenger RNA of Lodderomyces oxycetoniae, 2199 nucleotides long. RefSeq names its product rRNA-binding ribosome biosynthesis protein. The record is from RefSeq and is a predicted model, not a curated record. The transcript has a single exon. NCBI's taxonomy places the organism in Eukaryota, Fungi, Ascomycota, Pichiomycetes, Serinales, Debaryomycetaceae. Gene Ontology annotation, molecular function: U3 snoRNA binding; rRNA binding. Gene Ontology annotation, cellular component: small-subunit processome; nucleolus. Bases 1 to 2199 code for a protein of 732 amino acids. Gene Ontology annotation, biological process: maturation of SSU-rRNA from tricistronic rRNA transcript (SSU-rRNA, 5.8S rRNA, LSU-rRNA).
AUGGCUGCACAAACUAAGAGGAGAAAGCAUGCGGUACUUCCAGGUAAAGAUGUUAAACGAGGAAGAUCAGAAUUACGAACUAUUACACGUACAUCGCGUCGAGGAAUUUCAACUUCACUACAGGAAGCUGAAAGUGAAGAUCUGAAAAAAAAAAUGGAAGGUGAACUGAACUUGAGCGAGAAUGAUGAUAAUAGUGUAGAAGAAGACGAACUGAAUGAGCAAGAAAAGGGAAAAGCUUAUAAUGCCCUUUUGACUUUACUCAAAUCGGACCAAAUAGUAGUUGAUGGAAAAGAAAGCAAAAGCACAGCGCUAGGGGACGAAAAAAAUAACAAUGGUGGUGUUAAAGUUGAAGACGGAUCUGACGAGGAAAAAGAGUUUGAUGAAGAAGCGGCGGGGUUGAACAUGGAGGAGGAGGAAGAGGAGGAAGAAGAAGAGGAGGAAGAAGAAGAGGAGGAAGAAAACAAUAGUGAUAAUGAGCUGGAUAAUGAAGACUCAGCCAAGGGUAUAAACAAUGACCCCUUUGAAAGUCAUUUUAACCAGGUUUCAGAAGAAUACCUAGACAAAGAGGAAAAACUUGUUUUUUCUGAAAAAGAGAAAUGGAAAAUCCUGGCCAAAGAAGUCUAUUCUGAUUUAUCAUUAAGUUCAUUCACGCAACUACCACCAGGUUCUUCAAUUGAAGUGCCACCAACUCUGCCUAGAGGAAGAAAAGUAUCUGAUUUUUUAUUGAAAAAAAAAGUUUGUGAGACUUUUGCUAACGAGUAUGGAAAAGAGCUAUCAAAGUUAGACUCUGUGCUACUUCGACCAAUUUUGAACUAUCAAGAUAUCAAUUAUCAAUAUAAGAACCAUUCUAAUAAAACGUACCGAAAACUAUAUGUUUUGCACGCACUCAAUCACAUUUACAAAACUAGAGAUAGAAUAAUCAAAAAUACUUUGAAACUAAAUCAAUCGAAGGAAACUGGCGAGGAUUUGGAAUUAAGAGAUCAAGGCUUUACAAGACCCAAAGUACUAAUACUUUUACCAACAAGAGAUGCAUGUAAUGAAAUUGUCGAGAUGAUCAUCAAACUCUCAGGAACUGACCAGCAAGAAAAUAGGAAAAGAUUCACCAGCCAAUUUUUCUCAAGUGACAAGGUUGGAAGGAACAAGCCCAGCGAUUUCCAAGACGCAUUCAACGGCAACAACAACGAUUUUUUUUGUAUUGGAUUGAAAUUAACGCGCAAGAGUUUGAAGUUGUAUUCUUCGUUUUACUCCUCGGAUAUCAUACUAGCUUCACCCAUCGGUUUGUCAAUGAUUUUGGAAAACCAAGACAAGAAGAAAAGACAGUACGAUUUCAUAUCAUCUAUUGAAUUAUUGGUUGUUGACAAGACAAAUCAAAUUGAAAUGCAAAACUGGGACCAUGUAAAUACCGUAAUGAAAUAUGUCAACAAGGUGCCUAAAGAGUUUCAUGACGUUGAUUUCAGUAGGGUGAGAAUGUGGAGUAUAAAUGACCAAGCCAAAUUACUAAGACAAACGUUGGUGUUUUGUGAAUAUCUCACACCAUCCAUAAGCAACCUCAUCUCAUCCAAAUCGUACAACUUAGCAGGCAAGGUAAAAUUUAAGCCAAUUAUAACUUCUGAAAGUAGCAUGAUGAAUUCAAUUGGACUUAGAAUAAGACAAGUAUUCCAAAGAUUUGACAGUGUAUCGCCAGCAGCGGACCCUGAUGCGCGUUUCAAGUACUUUUCAAAUGCAAUUGUUCCUAAUUUACUAAAGACAUCUGCCUAUGGUGAUGGUAUCAUGAUUUGGAUUCCUUCGUAUUUUGACUAUUUACGAAUAAAGUCAUUUUUCAAACAAUCUACGAAAUUCAAUUUUGGAUCAAUCGAUGAAUACAGCUCACAAUCAAAACUAACACGAACAAGACAUGAAUUUGCGACUGGCAAAAUAAACAUAUUAUUAUACACAGAAAGAUUGCACUUUUUUAGACGGUACGAGAUCAAUGGUGUCAAAAGUUUGUUGAUGUAUGCUCCUCCAUCAAACCCUCUUUUUUACAAAGAGUCCAUACGAUUUAUUGGCAAAUCUAUUUUCAAAGAAGAAUGCGAUUUAAACCUAGCAGCUGUUAAAGUCCUCUUCUCCAAAUGGGAUGCUAAUGCUUUGGAAAGAAUUGUGGGGAAUGAAAGAGCUCCAGUAUUGUGCAACUCUCAAAACGAAACGUACGAAUUUAGGUGA